CUGUCCACCUUUUAUUUUGAAAAGAGUAAUACACCACCAUACUAUUGCUUUCAUAACCUAAACCCAUCUCCAUUUUCUUAUCAACAACGGACCAAAGAAAAAAAGAAGAUUGAAUUGAAAAGUCCCUCAUUCUCUCAGAUCUCGAAAACCCUUCAGAUGGCGAACAAAGAAAUGGAAGUGGUAAAGGGUCUUGACAUAGAGAGGUACAUGGGAAGGUGGUAUGAGAUAGCUUCAUUCCCGUCAUUUUUUCAGCCCAGGAGUGGGGUUGACACUAGGGCUACCUACACUCUGAAUGAAGAUGGGACAGUGCAUGUGUUGAAUGAGACUUGGAGUGAUGGUAAAAGAGGUUUCAUAGAGGGGACUGCUUACAAGGCUGACCCAAAGAGUGAUGAGGCAAAGCUCAAAGUGAAAUUCUAUGUACCUCCAUUCUUGCCCAUCAUCCCUGUGACCGGUGAUUACUGGGUUUUGUAUAUUGAUGAAGAUUACCAAGUUGCUCUCAUUGGCCAGCCCACCAGGAAGUACCUUUGGAUAUUGGCCAGGAAGACACAUAUAGAUGAUGAGAUAUACAAUCAGCUGGUUGAGAAAGCCAAAGCAGAGGGAUAUGAUGUGAGCAAACUCCACAAGACUCCACAGAGUGAUUCUCCACCAGAAGGAGACGAAGGCCCCAAGGACACCAAGGGCAUUUGGUGGAUCAAAUCCCUCUUUGGAAAAUAGAGAUUACUAUGUAGCUUAUUAUGAUCUCAAUGCACAAAUAAUGAAGUCUUUUGCAGCAUCUGAACAAGGAAAAUGGGAUUUUCUUUUUCACGUUUUUCUCGAGUCUUUCUACUGUGUGAAUAGCAGUUAUUUAAUCCAGAGUUCAAUGUUUAAUAUUUUUAUAGGCUUUAAAAAUUUUACUUGUAGCUUUUCUGUAUUUGUAAUGAUGUCCAGAUUAAUAGGCCAAUAGUAUGUUUUUUAUAUUAAUGUUGAGAUUGAUAUUUUUUUAGAAGAAACAAAGCAUUUUACUAGCUCAGGAGGUAAAAACAUGGAAUCCAUAUCCAUUAAUGAGGAUAACUGGAUAAGAAUCCACUUUGAUACCUUA
Molecule: messenger RNA, 1078 nt
Organism: Humulus lupulus (European hop)
Lineage: Eukaryota; Viridiplantae; Streptophyta; Magnoliopsida; Rosales; Cannabaceae
Product: temperature-induced lipocalin-1-like
Exons: 2
Coding region: 157-714 (185 amino acids)
Source: RefSeq, a predicted model, not a curated record